Lathyrus oleraceus (garden pea) is the source of this 856-nucleotide messenger RNA. RefSeq names its product 21 kDa protein. Gene Ontology annotation, biological process: negative regulation of catalytic activity. The record is from RefSeq and is a predicted model, not a curated record. Gene Ontology annotation, molecular function: enzyme inhibitor activity. Bases 112 to 681 code for a protein of 189 amino acids. The transcript has a single exon. NCBI's taxonomy places the organism in Eukaryota, Viridiplantae, Streptophyta, Magnoliopsida, Fabales, Fabaceae.
CCCCCAAUGAUUCUUGAUAUUUUGAGUCCUAUAUAUAGUUUACCUUCCUUCCCAUUUUCUUUCAUCCACCCAUCUCCCAAUUGAGAUAUAGAAUAAUAUAGGAGGAACAAAAUGGAAGCACUUUCUUCAAAGUUCCUUCUCAUAUUUUUUGCAUUUAGCUUCACCACACUCUCUAUACAAGCAAGAGAAACCAACACCUUAUUCAUUAGAAACUCUUGCAGUUCCACAACUUAUCCAAGACUAUGCUAUGCAUCCUUAGUGAAGCACGCAGAUCUCAUUCAGACAAAUCACGUCCUUUUAACGGGCACGGCUCUAAACGUGACUCUUGCUUCGGCGAAAUCAACCUCAGCUUUCAUGUCAACGCUCUCUAGAAGCCGGGGUGUGAAGCCUAGAGAGGCGGCAGCUAUGAAGGAUUGCGUCGAAGUGUUGAGUGACUCUGUCGAUGAACUCAGAAGGUGUAUAGGUGAGAUGAGUCAUCUUAGGACAUCAAAUUUUGAGGUAACAAUAAGUGAUGUACAAACUUGGGUUAGUGCUGCUUUGACAGAUGAGAGCACUUGUACCGACGGAUUUCAAGAGAUUAAUGCAAAGCACAAUAUUCAGAGAAUAGUGAGAGGGAAAAUUGUGCAAGUGGCUCAAUUGACUAGCAAUGCUUUGGCUUUGAUAAGUAAACUUGCUAACUAAGAUCUAUAGUUUUUGUAGCUUCAAAAUUACAGCAUUAUUAAUGUAAUUCAUGUUGCAGUUUCAAGAUGUGUAGCAUCAAGUUGGUAAUACCUUAAACUCAGUGUGUGUAUGAUUGCAAAUUUGUAGCAAUUAGAUGUUUGAAAUUUAUUCCAGUAAAUGUUUAUUUCUUUUGAAA